This is a messenger RNA of Saccostrea cuccullata (small rock oyster), 1246 nucleotides long. Its product is annotated as serpin B8-like. The coding region runs from base 17 to 1246 and encodes 409 amino acids. Lineage: Eukaryota; Metazoa; Mollusca; Bivalvia; Ostreida; Ostreidae. The transcript has a single exon. The record is from RefSeq and is a predicted model, not a curated record. Gene Ontology annotation, molecular function: serine-type endopeptidase inhibitor activity.
AGAACACGCAAAAACCAUGUUAGGAAAAAUUCAUCGUCAUCAAGCUUUGUGUUGUUUACAGUUAUCUCUGUUUUACUGUGCCUUACAUAAAGUUAUGACAGAUGAUCCUGCUAUUCGAAAUAAAGAAAUGGCUGAAGCAUUUUCCAGAGCUAACAAGGGGUUCAUGUUGAGUCUUUUAAAGAAGUUUCCAUCGGAAUCCAACAUUUUUUACUCGCCCUUCAGUAUUUCAACUGCCCUCGCAAUGAUUCAUUUAGGCUCAGGAUCACAAACUUUAACAGAGAUGAAGAAAGCUCUUCAUUUCAACGAAAUGGAUAAAGAUGUUUACGCUGCAUUCAAUAUGUAUUUAGAGUUUCUGUCGAAGGAUAUUGAAAACAACACACUGAAAACAUCAAAUAGAAUUUUUCUAAGUAUGACAUCUUCAGCAGAAGAAUCCUUCCUACAAAACUGUAUCAAACAUUUCAAUGCAACUCUAGAAUCAAUGGAUUUCUCUAAGCCUGAAACAUCAACCAAAAGUAUCGAUUCCUGGGUCAGUCAGCAAACUGAAGACAAUCUUCAUUUACAUCCAAUAAAUGACAGGACACUGGUUCUAAUUAAUGCAAUCUACUUUAAAGGAAACUGGAACAAAAAAUUUAAAACUAGACAAACAAGAAAAAUGAAUUUCUGGAAUGGCACAGCAAAUUUCAUGACAGAAAUAAUGUACCAGAAGGAUUAUUUCAAAUUUUGUCAUGUUUCAAACUUGAAUUUUGAUCUUCUUGAACUUCCCUUUGAGGGCGAAUUCUUUAGCAUGUUAAUUCUUCUACCCACAGCUAAGCAUAAUUUAGAGGCAGUGGAAAAGGAAUUAACAGAAAAUAUUCUUAAAAACGCGAUUUACAACCUACGUAAACAAAAAGUUGAAGUAUACCUUCCAAAAUUUAGAAUUGAGUCUGCCUUUUGGUUGAAAUCUAUUUUAUCGUCAUUGGGUAUGGUAUCAGCAUUCCAAAACAAAGCUGAUUUUUCAAACAUGUUCAAAAAUACAAAUGUAAAAAUGGGUGUUAGUUUGCAUAGAGCCUUUGUCAAUGUGGAUGAGGAAGGCACUGAAGCUGCAUCAAUCACAGGAGUAGUCGCUACUUUGAUAUCCGUCCAAAACACUCCAAAGUUUCAAGCAGACCGCCCGUUUCUCUUUUUCAUUUGUGAUACUGUGAAUGACGUCAUACUAUUUACAGGAAGAUUUUACUGUCCAGUCAGAGUUAAAGGUAACUCCAAUUAA